Messenger RNA from Myiozetetes cayanensis, 1230 nucleotides. Its product is annotated as valine--tRNA ligase, mitochondrial-like. Gene Ontology annotation, molecular function: valine-tRNA ligase activity; ATP binding. The record is from RefSeq and is a predicted model, not a curated record. The annotation marks the transcript as partial. Gene Ontology annotation, cellular component: cytosol. Gene Ontology annotation, biological process: valyl-tRNA aminoacylation. Lineage: Eukaryota; Metazoa; Chordata; Aves; Passeriformes; Tyrannidae. The transcript has 9 exons.
AGGCUGCAGUUCCCGCAGGGAAUUCCGCCUGCGGCGCCGACGCCCUUCGCUUGGCCCUGCUGUCCCAGAACUGCCACGGAGCCGAAAUCCGGGUGGACGUGGGGGAGGUGCUGAGUCAGCGCCGCUUCUGCAACAAGGUGUGGAACGGGCUGCGCUUCGUCCUGGGGGUCCUGGGGGACCUGGGGGGGCAGUUCAGGCCCCCCCACCCUGAGCAGGUGGUCCCAGGUGAUCCCAUGGAGCGCUGGGUGCUGUUUGACCCCCCCAAUCCCAUGUUGAUCCCAUUCCAGGUGGUCCCAGGUGAUCCCAUGGAGCGCUGGGUGGUCCCAGGUGAUCCCAUGGAGCGCUGGGUCCUUUCCCGCCUGGCUGGGGCCGUCUCCGAGUGCAGCCACCGCUUGGAUUCCCUGGAAUUCCACGGGGCCCUGGCGGCCGUGCAGCACUUCUGGCUCCGCAGCUUCUGCGACGUCUUCCUGCUCUCUCCCUGUUUUCCUAGGAGGCCUCCAAGGUGUCCGUGCGGGGCCCGGGGGGGUCCCCGGGGGUGCUGGUGGUCUGUGCUGAGCUGGGGCUGCGGCUCCUGGGCCCCUUCGCCCCCUUCGUGGCCGAGGAGCUCUGGCAACGCCUGCCCCGCCCGCCCCCCGCGCCCCACCCUCUGCAGGGCCUCCUUCCCCGACCCACGGGCACUGGCCCACUGGCGCUGCCCCGAGGCUGAGGCCCAGGUGUCGGCCAUGCUGGAGGUGGUUCGGGUGCUGAGGGGGCUCCGCGAGACCUUCCGGCUCGGGGGGACCCGGCCCCAGGUGCUGGUGCGGUGCCCGGAGCAGACCCGGGAUUGGCUGCAGGAGCUCGGCCCCGCCUUCCGGGCGCUGUCGGGGGCGGGGUCUGUGCGGUUCCUCCCCCUGGGGGCGGAGCCGGGCCCGGGCUGGGCGGCGGCUCCCGCGGGGGAGCAAACCUGGGCCUACCUGGGCCUGCAGGGCCUGGCAGACCCCGGCACCACCCGGGAGCAGCUCCGGGCCCGCGCCCUCCGCGUCCGGCGGCGCCUCCAGAGCCUGGGGGGGUCCCCGGGGGGCUCCGACCCCACCCCCGGCUCCUCCACCCAGCACCAGGUGUCCAUCCUGAUGGCCGAGCUGUCCCGCCUGGAACGAGCCCUGGUGGCCCUGGAGACCCUCGGGGACCCCCCCGGGACCCCCCCAGGGGACCCCCCAACCCCCUCGAGUCAAUAAAACCCCUCUUAAUUAA